This is a messenger RNA of Acanthoscelides obtectus, 2438 nucleotides long. Lineage: Eukaryota; Metazoa; Arthropoda; Insecta; Coleoptera; Chrysomelidae. The record is from the annotation of a GenBank genome assembly.
AAUAAACAUGCACAGUAGUAUGUGAAAAGCUUCGAGUCCCAGAAGGUGGAAUCUUCGUGUGCAGUUAGUCGCGGUUCGGACGCAGAGCAACAUGAGUUUACUUUUUAAGGAUUUUGUCAUUUCCAAUGUGGUCAGUAUUACUUAUAUCGGUGAAAAGUGGUACUACGUUAGGUAUCCAUAUGAGUACAGGUGCAUAAAUCGGAAGAUUCUGAAGUACCUCGAAGGUCACGGAUGUUUCGGUAAAAAAAAAUACAAAAUCGCGUUUAGUACCGAUGGAUCUUUUGUCAUUCUUUGAAAUAUUACCUCACAGAUAUUUUUUCAAUAACAUUUACUUGAAGCCUUCUUAUCGGUUCACUUUGUCAGCCUGCAUUGUGGUUUUAUUUGGCUCUGGUGCACGCUUGUCUAUUGCUUACAAGCACUUUUUUCAUUGACGUUAGUAUAGACUUUUUUUUUACUUAUGCCUCUCACUUUUAAUCUUACAUGUUGAAGUUCUUCUGUAUUUGUGACAAUAGACUGGUGCAUUCCUAUCUUUGAUUCUUCCUUACCUUGCACAUCUGUGCAUUAUGUCACCUGACUGGUGAGGUAUUUGCAGUUUUCCCUGCGUUUGGUUCACAGUGGCUGUUAUAUCAUUAACUUAUAAGCAAGCAUUUCAAGUAUAUUUAGUAACUAAAUAUCGUUGGUAAGAAAAUAUUUUUUGUGAUGAGGCGACGAUAAGGACAGACAACGCAAGGUCAACAAUAUUUGUAAAAAGAUGGCCAGUACAGUCGCAGCUAUGGCAUCCGGUCCGAACAGUCCUUCUAAGCGAAUGUCUUCCCGCGGCGGCGCCGCGACGCUCCGGGGCGUCGCUCUGUUCCUGGCGUCUGCCCGCAACAAACGGCGCGGAAAAUCUGCGCCGGCAGCAGACGCGAACGCGACGAGCCCAGGCGGCAAACGCCAGGAUAAUCAACAACGCAGGAAGAAGAAGAUGAAUGGGGAAGAGCAGUCCAAGUGCAAUCCUAAAGUGAUGGAGAAUGCAAGAAGGGAGACCGGAUUGGAAAGACGAGAGAUCGAAAUUCUGUACAAGAUUUACAAGAAACUAAUAACAUACAAAAAAGGUGCUGCAAAGGGCAAAGUAUCGGAAAAUGUGACUGCAUCCGCAGUGAUAGGAAAACCAACAACUGUUUCGGAGGGUAUAGACAGGACAGUAUUCAGAGAAGUUCUGCACAGUACAUUUGAUAUAGUGACUGAAAACAUGCUUAUGGAUCGAAUAUUUUACGUAUGGGAUAGGAACAAUUGUGGACUGAUAACUCUCGAAAAUUGGUUCAAAGGUAUAUCGUUGUUUUUGAGGGGAAAUGUACUGGAACAGGCAGAAUAUUGUUUCAAGGUUUAUGACUUGAACAACGAUGGUUAUAUCACGAAAGAUGAAAUGUUUCAACUACUAAGGAAUUGCUUGAUAAAACAUCCCCAAGAAGAAGAUUUGGACGAUAGCGUCAAAGAUCUAGUGGAUAUAGUAAUGAGAAAAAUGGAUAAGGACAAAGAUGGAAAAGUUUCAUUAGAAGACUACCAGAAAAAUGUCGAAGAUGAACCUCUACUUCUAGAAGCUUUUGGGAAAUGUUUGCCUACUGAUAAGUCUAAAGUUACGUUUUUAACAACACUUAAAGCUCAGUAGAUACAAUUAAUAGUCAAUUUAGGGGUUAUAGUGAAGACUGAUCUUUGUUUGUUGGUAUCGAUUAUUAGGAAAUCUUGAAAUCUUGGUGACGAAGAUGAGAUAUGAUGUUAUUCUAGAUCUGAAGCUGUAUUUUGUCGUUUAUUAAAAGGGUGUUAAUCUUGUUUUGUUCUUGUUUGCAAAUUGAUAUUAUUUUGAGAAAAAAUAAAUAAAGUUUUACGUAUAUUGCAUGCUAUUGACAAUUUUUCAAGAUUCUCAAUUUCUUCAAAAGUGUAUCACAAAUUAGCUAAAGGUAGCGAAAAUUUGAAUCAUCGGCUUUAUCAAAAAUUAAACGCAGAUGAUGGACUGAGUUUUCAAUAUUUUACGAUUACGAGGUAUUUAAAAAUAAAAUGUAAAAUUUCUGAAAAUUGUUUUUAUUGUGAUCUAAUAUGAAAUAAGAGAUACGAUGCUAGAAAAUAAACAUUCUACUUUAUUGACAAGCGCACUUAGUGAGCUAUCAAAUUAGUAAAUGUAAUACAUAUCGUCCAUUUAAGCAUGAAGUUUAUGAAGAAAUACAAUAUUGUGUCAGUCAUAUAAUACUGAAGAUGUGUCUUUGUCAUCAUGUCAUCCAAGGAAAAAAGAUCGGAGACUUUGCGGGGGCGUUGAUAUUCAUAAUACAAUGAAAUUAAAUUAAAUACUACUGCUAGUUGCUAAACAUAUAAUAAAUAGUAAUACCUUUUUUAAAUGAUACAAAGUACUAGUAUCUAAAUAGAGUUAGUAGGUAUUCAGACUUGAAUUCUGUAGUUAGUUAACA